Molecule: messenger RNA, 1011 nt
Organism: Thrips palmi
Lineage: Eukaryota; Metazoa; Arthropoda; Insecta; Thysanoptera; Thripidae
Exons: 7
Coding region: 81-974 (297 amino acids)
Source: RefSeq, a predicted model, not a curated record
UUGUGCUCGGGACUACUCGGGUCAGCAGUCUCCCAGAGGCAUCUUGCCCUGUCUGCUUCGCCACAGGUCUCUACGGAUGCAUGACUGCUCAGACCGUCUUUCGCGUGCGUGGCGGCCACCUGAGAAAGCUCGUUCUUGACACUGCGUCCAUCGUCGCGGACAUCGAGUCGGGCUGCUGCGAGGAGAGUCAGGCGUGUCUGGCACGAGCGAGACGAGCUGACUCUAUCAUGAGAACACAAAACAUGGUCUUGGGUGGCUUCCUCCUCCUCAGCAUUCUUCUAAAAGUUAUCUUUACUGGGCGCAGCUUCGACACUGUCUGGCCGAAGCCACCAGGAGAGUGGGGCGAGUUGAGCGUCGGUUUGCUGCAGCUGGGGUCGGCGAUGUUUGGCACGAGUACGUACUACAUCAUGUGUGCUCUCGUGGGCUGCCUAGGAAUCUGGAUCGCAGGCAUGUACCGCGCGCUGGCCGUUCAAUUUAAAGCGGCACGGUCCAAGGACGAGAUUAUGGGGCUGGUCAAGCUGCACCAACGUCUUCAGAAGCACGCACGCGCCACGGAGGUCCUCUUCGCCGAUGUCCUCAUGCAUCUGUUCCUGUGUUGUUUCGUGUGCCCUCUGACGAGCACGAUAGAUGUCUUGCUUGGCGAAAUCACCGCCAUGACCUUCAGCUCCGCGCCGCUGAUAGUGUCGGUGUUCCUUCCGUUCUCUCACAUCAGUCAGGAACUCAUCGAUUCCAGCACAGCCAUCGGAAGCGCAGCGUUCUGGGCAGCGUUUGAGUCAGAUCAGAGACAGACGCAGGAGGAUCUUUUCGUCCGGCGUGCUCUUCUGCUGACCAUAGUCUCUUCACGGCGGCCCGCCCAACUGAGCUGCAGAGGGCUGGGCCCGCUCAGCCUGGGCGCCGCGGCCAACGCCCUGCGCACUUGGUAUUCACUGGUCAACAUGGUCAUCGGAUCCGGCAGGAAUAUCAAAGUGCACUAAGUGUGUAGACAGCGAGUGAAGCGGACAGCACCCAACA